AAAAUGGGGGAAAAAUCCAUUCCAAAGGAGGCAGCAUACCAGAUCAUAAAUGACGAACUCAUGCUGGAUGGAAAUCCGCGGUUGAAUCUUGCGUCUUUCGUGACCACAUGGAUGGAACCGGAGUGUGACAAACUCAUAAUGGCCGCUGUCAACAAGAACUACGUUGACAUGGAUGAGUAUCCUGUCACUACUGAACUUCAGAAUCGAUGUGUGAACAUGAUAGCAGCCCUUUUCCACGCACCACUCGGGGAAGGAGAGGCAGCUGUAGGAGUCGGGACAGUAGGUUCAUCCGAGGCCAUAAUGCUUGCGGGAUUAGCUUUCAAAAGGCGAUGGCAAAAUCGAAUGAAAACCCAAGGAAAGCCUUAUGACAAGCCCAAUAUUGUAACCGGUGCAAAUGUUCAGGUAUGUUGGGAGAAAUUCGCAAGGUACUUUGAAGUCGAGUUGAAAGAAGUGCACUUACGUGAAGGAUAUUAUGUCAUGGAUCCUGAAAAGGCUGUCGAAAUGGUGGAUGAAAACACAAUUUGCGUAGCUGCAAUCUUAGGUUCUACGCUAAAUGGUGAAUUCGAAGAUGUUAAGCAAUUAAACGAUCUCUUGGUAGAGAAGAACACCCAAACAGGAUGGGAGACACCAAUUCACGUGGAUGCAGCGAGCGGAGGAUUCAUCGCGCCAUUUAUCUACCCUGAACUGCAAUGGGAUUUUCGGCUUCCAUUGGUGAAGAGUAUUAAUGUAAGUGGGCACAAAUAUGGGCUAGUGUAUGCUGGAAUUGGAUGGUGUAUAUGGAGGAGCAAGGAAGACUUGCCUGAAGAGCUUAUCUUCCAUAUCAACUAUCUUGGGGCUGAUCAGCCCACUUUUACCCUCAACUUCUCAAAAGGAUCAAGUCAAGUGAUCGCUCAGUAUUACCAACUUAUCAGGCUUGGUUUCGAGGGCUACAAAAACAUCAUGGAAAAUUGUCAAGAAACUGCCCAAGUUCUCAAAGAAGGACUAGAAAAGAUUGGCUCCUUCAACAUAGUCUCUAAGGACAUCGGAGUACCACUAGUAGCAUUCUCCCUCAAGAACAACCAUCAACACAAUGAAUUCGAGGUUUCGGAUAUGCUUAGAAGGUACGGAUGGAUUGUACCUGCCUACACAAUGCCACCUGACGCUCAACAUGUGACAGUGUUACGCGUCGUGGUUCGAGAGGAUUUUUCUCGAACCCUAGCCGAGAGGCUCGUUAAGGACAUGCAGAAAGUCUUGCACGAACUUGACACACUCCCUGCAAGGAUCAGCGCCAAGCUUGAAAUUGACUCUCAUAAGAGCGAAAACGGUGAAAGAAUGAAGAAAUCUGAUUUGGAGGUUCAACGUGAGAUAACCACUGUCUGGAAAAGGUUUGUCAUGGAAAAAAGAAAGAAGACUAAUGGAGUUUGUUAGAAGUAAUUAUUCUUCUUUGCUC
Impatiens glandulifera is the source of this 1429-nucleotide messenger RNA. RefSeq names its product glutamate decarboxylase-like. Gene Ontology annotation, cellular component: cytosol. Bases 4 to 1407 code for a protein of 467 amino acids. The transcript is spliced from 6 exons. Gene Ontology annotation, molecular function: glutamate decarboxylase activity; pyridoxal phosphate binding. Gene Ontology annotation, biological process: L-glutamate catabolic process. The record is from RefSeq and is a predicted model, not a curated record. NCBI's taxonomy places the organism in Eukaryota, Viridiplantae, Streptophyta, Magnoliopsida, Ericales, Balsaminaceae.